Aspergillus clavatus NRRL 1 is the source of this 1524-nucleotide messenger RNA. RefSeq names its product cytochrome P450. Lineage: Eukaryota; Fungi; Ascomycota; Eurotiomycetes; Eurotiales; Aspergillaceae. The record is from RefSeq and is a predicted model, not a curated record. Gene Ontology annotation, molecular function: heme binding; monooxygenase activity; iron ion binding. The transcript is spliced from 6 exons. Bases 1 to 1524 code for a protein of 507 amino acids.
AUGUUUCUCACCACUGUUGAGUGGACAAGUGUCCUUUUGGGAUUGUCACUAUCGAUUUUACUUCUAAUAGGCAGCACUGCGAGUACACCCUAUGGGUUUCCUAGAAUCGGGCCUUCUCGUCUAUGGACGCUUGUAACAUGGAAAAAGCCAGCUCGCUUUGACCUACCUCGAUAUGCACAAAUUGGAUAUGAGAAAGUCAACAAAGCUCUGGGGAAGCCAUUCAUCACCAAGGUGUUCGGCCACGAUUAUGUGGUACUUCCAUCCAAAUACCUGGACGAUAUCAAACGGGCAAGCCCAAAGAGUCUGAGCUUCUUCCAGGCCCUCAGUGAUGGACUGAAUAUGGAGGCCUCAGUUGGCCAUCUAUAUGCUAGCACAACGGAAAUUGAUGUGGUAGUCAAGCAUUUAAACCCGCGGUUGACCAAAUUGACACCGUUGUUGUUCGAUGAAGCCGAGUAUGCCAUUCGCAAGGAGAUCGGCCCUGCAACAGAAUGGAAAUCUUUCAACGUCUCCAACCUCAUCGGCGCCAUAGUGCACCGCACCGGUAAUCGCAUCCUCGUCGGCCCCGAACUAUGUCGCGAUGAGGCAUACCUUGCAGCUACUACAAGAUUCAGCCGCUCGCUAUUCCUGCAUGGAAUAUUCUGGAACUUCGUCCGCCUAGGCCCCUUUCGCAAACUCAUUGCCAGACUCACUAUCGGCCUUCAUCUCAGAGACCGUGACGCAGCCGCAAGAAUGUUAUUGCCACAUAUUCACAGCAGGCGCCAGGAAAAGGCCUCGGGAGUUGAUGUAGCGGCCAAGUACCCCGACGCGCUACAGUGGACGCUCGAGACACCGUCUUCAUUUCCUGGUGACGAUGACCCGUUGCAUCAGGCGUACCAGAUGCUGCAUCUUACUUUUGCGGCGAGCAGUGCCUCUGGAGUGGGAGUCACGCAGUGUCUGCUCAAUGUGCUUGCAUAUCCAGAGUACCUGGGGCCACUACGCGAGGAAAUCAAGACCGUGGUUGCUCGGCAUAGUGGAUGGACAGACAAGGCUCUAUCGCAGAUGGCUUUGCUAGACAGCUUCAUCCGGGAGACAAUGCGGUUGCACCCAGCGGGAUCAUUGACCGUCGCCAGAACUGUUAUGGACGACCAAUUUCGCUUCCACGAUGGCCUCACGCUCCCCAAGGGAGCGAAUAUCAUCGCUCCGGCAUUGGCCAUCCACCAUGAUCCAGAAAACUACACUGACGGCAGCAAAUUUGACGGAUUCCGUUUUGCGCGCUAUCGGCAGAAACAGGGAGAUAGUCACCGCUGGCUUGCCUCGACCAUUGAUCCAAAAUUCCUGCAAUUCGGCUAUGGAAACCAUGCUUGUCCAGGCCGCUUCUAUGCGAUCCGAAAGAUCAAACUGGUCCUGGGCAAGCUGCUCAUGGAUUAUGAAUUCCAGUGGGCAACUCCGCGCUCCGUCAAUAGUCGACCAGAGGAUCUAGCGAUCGAGGCACAACUCAUGGUGGCGCCAGAUACUGAAGUUUUAAUCCGAAGCUGUAGGGCUUGA